GGGGUUAUUGUCCAAUUUAUAUUAACUCCAUUAGUGAACCCUUCAAAAUACUUACAGCACAAUUCUACACAUACAUAGUCAGAUUGAAGUGUCACAAUACUGUUUUUCCUGCAACUGGAUUAUUUUUAUUCACAUGCUGCUCCUCUUCCCAUAGAGAGUUCAGAGCAAAAUAUGUUUAAUGUAUUUCUGAAAUAAUGUCAAGUAGUAUGUUUGUAGCAAAGUAUUUAUAUUUGAAAGUCUUUAGGGAUAUUAAAGCCCUGGAAAGGAGUGGGGAGCUAGGGCAACAGUCAUUUAUGCUUAGAACACUAAGGCUCCAGUAACCACUUGAGGAAAUGACACUGGUUCUGUAUUUAAUAUUUAAUAUUAAGUGCUUUGUGAAAUGAUAUCUCAUGUUGAAGAUCAUUAAUCUUAGGUUGCUUAGCCAGAGGAAACAGAGUCAAAACCCUGUUAUUAUUGUAUCAGGUAGAAUAAUGGGUAAUUUAUUAUGCCUGUGAAAAUGUAGAUUGUUGUUGCAUAAGUGCUGACACGUCAUUUGGCUUUAAUACAGUACUAGAGACUACACUGCACUGAAAGCAUUUUUCUUUGUACAUUACUUUCUGUCCAUGUGAGCUGUGUGAAAUCCAUCAUUUACAGUUAGCAAACUGUGGAACUACUACUACUACUGAAAAAUGAACAUUUUGCAUAAACUUUGUUUGAUGUUUACUGAAGAAGAUUGUGGGCAUGAAAAAUUGGAUUUGGCAAGUUGUGACUACAGAAAUUUUUGAGGUUUUCAUUUUGUUCUGAAAUUGUACAGCAGCAGCGUACCAGCUGAUAUACCUGAUGUACCUUAACCACAAGAUUGAAUGAAUGGUCUCCUCUUUAACAUUUCUGUUUGGGAAUCAUGGCAAUUCACAAAGAGAAGGCUGUGUUUGAAGAAGGUGAUAGUCGAGCUAUGUCUACCAACUUAAAAUACCUGUCUUUGGGCAUAUUAGUCUUCCAGACAACUAGUUUGGUUUUGACUAUGCGUUACUCUCGGACACUGAAAGAAGAAGGACCUCGCUAUUUGUCUUCAACUGCAGUGGUCAUUGCUGAACUUUUGAAAAUUAUGGCUUGCAUUUUGUUGGUUUACAAAGACAGCAAGUGCAGUUUACGAGCUCUAAACAGAGUGUUACAUGAUGAAAUUCUUAACAAGCCAAUGGAGACACUUAAACUUGCUAUUCCUUCUGGGAUUUACACUCUACAGAAUAACCUGCUCUAUGUUGCUUUGUCAAAUCUGGAUGCAGCCACUUACCAGGUCACGUAUCAGCUGAAAAUCCUCACCACUGCAUUAUUUUCUGUGUCAAUGCUCAGUAAGAAAUUAGGUGUAUAUCAGUGGCUUUCUUUAGUGAUUCUGAUGGCUGGUGUUGCAUUUGUACAGUGGCCAUCAGAUUCACAGGCAACAACAGCUAAAGAACUUUCAGCAGGAUCACAGUUUGUGGGCUUGAUAGCAGUACUUAUUGCCUGCUUUUCUAGUGGAUUUGCUGGAGUAUACUUUGAAAAAAUUUUGAAAGAAACAAAACAAUCGGUAUGGAUUAGAAAUAUUCAGCUAGGAUUUUUUGGUAGUAUAUUUGGAUUGAUGGGCGUGUACAUUUAUGAUGGAGAACUUGUAUCAAAUAAUGGUUUUUUUCAAGGUUAUAACAAGCUUACUUGGAUAGUUGUAGUUCUGCAGGCACUUGGCGGCCUUGUUAUAGCAGCUGUUAUAAAAUAUGCAGACAAUAUUUUAAAAGGAUUUGCAACAUCUUUAUCUAUUAUAUUGUCAACAUUAAUCUCAUACUUCUGGCUUCAAGAUUUUGUCCCUACUAGUGUUUUUUUUCUUGGAGCUGUUCUGGUAAUAGUUGCUACAUUCUUAUACAGUUAUGAUCCAAAGCCAACAGGAAAUCCUAUUAAAGCAUAACAGACUCUUCCAUGUCACACUAUUUUGCCAAGAUUGUGCAAAAAGGACUUCUAAAUACUGUUUGGAGGAUUAUCAAGCACUGAAAGAGUUUAUACUGUGUCAGAAGAAUGAUGUUGAUAGUCAAUUCACAAAACAAUCUCUGGAAAAGAAGGAAAGUCCAGAACAAAACUUGAAUGUGUUGCUUCUAGAACCUGGAACUAGAAGUGCUUCCAGCUUGAACUCUGAGGUUAAAGCAGAAUGAUUUACUAUUUUCGACAGCUGCAGAAAUGUCCUAUGCAUUCUCCUUGCAAGAGCACAUGACAUUUGUUAAAUCAUCUUUUUUUGCAAGCUAUUUCAUUU
Molecule: messenger RNA, 2251 nt
Organism: Candoia aspera
Lineage: Eukaryota; Metazoa; Chordata; Lepidosauria; Squamata; Candoiidae
Gene: SLC35A3
Product: solute carrier family 35 member A3
Exons: 8
Coding region: 881-1912 (343 amino acids)
Biological process (GO): pyrimidine nucleotide-sugar transmembrane transport
Cellular component (GO): Golgi membrane
Molecular function (GO): UDP-galactose transmembrane transporter activity
Source: RefSeq, a predicted model, not a curated record